Schistosoma turkestanicum is the source of this 375-nucleotide messenger RNA. The record is from the annotation of a GenBank genome assembly. NCBI's taxonomy places the organism in Eukaryota, Metazoa, Platyhelminthes, Trematoda, Strigeidida, Schistosomatidae.
CUGUACUAAUCUCUACCUCAAAACAGAUAGAUAGAUAACCUUUGAAAAUUUGUGAUACCUUGCUUCUGUUUCGUUUAGUGGAUUGAUUAUUUCUUUGUUCGCUUGCUUCACGGAACAAUGGAGGAGGAUUCAGACAAAAUACGAACAGAACAAAUACAACAACAUGCCAUUGAAAUUACCCUGGAAGCUAUGAAUCUCUAUUCAACUCAUGAUCAAAUAGCUGAUUAUAUUGCAAAAGUAUUCAAAGAUACAUAUUCCGGUUGUUGGCGAUGUACAGUCGGGACAACAUUUGGAAGCUUUGAUACAUGUGAUUCAGAAUAUUGUUUUCAAUAUUAUGUGGAUAAAUUAGCAUUUCUACUGUAUAAAUCAAAUUAA